AUGGUUGUCAUAAUUACUGACACUGAGUACAGUUUUGCAGCCAAUCAUAAUAUUGGACAUAUUUCGAUCAAUGUGAGACAAGAAAAAUCACAAGUCAGAGUAUUCAUGUCCACAUGCACAUCAAUGUUGAUAAAGGGAACCACAAAGUACAAAUUUAACUGUCUGUACAGUGCAACAAAUAAAAAGCAAACCAAUUCUUUGUGCUUUCAGGUGCCAGAAGGAUUUGAAGACAUUGCUGUUGAAUUUUCGAGAGAAGAGUGGGACAUAUUGAGUGACCAGGAGAAAGAGCUGCACAGGGAGGUGAUGGUACAGAACUAUGAGAACAUGAUUUCUGUAGGUUACAACAUCCCAGUGGACCAGCUGUGGUUAAUUAUUAAGAAACAUGAGACAAUUCCACCUGGUGACAGUGAAGAAGGAAUGAUGGUUCAACAAAAGCAGCUUCCUGGUAACAGCACUGACAUCCACAGGAAUGCAGAUUUCAGGGAAAUUCAGAGUCAGCUGCCAUCAUGUGGAAUGUGGAAGAACUUUGGAUGUCCCAAAGCAUUGCCGGAUAAGGUGUUUAGUCCAAGAUAUGAUCUGGUACAAACCAAAAACCAGUACCACAACUGUGUGGAAAGCACUGAUGGGUUUGUACAGAAAACUGAACUUGAAAUGCAUCUGAAAACUAAAGAGGAAAAUCCAAUCAAAUGGGUUAAUUCCUGCAACACAUUAACCCUUCAUAGUGGCUUUUUGAAUCAUAGGGGGGGGAAUCAAAAGAAUGUGUUGGAAACAGAUGAACCUAUUUUCAGCAGCAAAAAGCUAAAUAAAUGCAUUGCACUUGUUAAUGAGAGAAAAGGUGACCCUCACAUACGUGCCACAUGUUUCACAAAGAAGGCAGGUUUGGUAAACCAUCAGUAUGUCAACAAUGAAGAAGAAAAAGUAUAUAAAUGUGCUGUGUGUGACAAAGUUUUUGUACAGAAAAUUAGCAUGAUAAAACACCAGUAUACUCACACCAAACAAAAUCCUCACAAAUGUAUUGUAUGUGACAAGACUUUUGCAGAUAAGUGGUAUUUAAUACAGCAUGAGAUUAGUCACACUGGUGACAAACCCUAUAAAUGCACCAUCUGUGACAAAAGGUUUAUAUAUCAGAAGUCUAUGAUAAGUCAUCAGAGCAUCCACGUGGGGAAGAAACCUUAUAAAUGCCCUACAUGUGGCAAAGAAUUUACCCAUAAGAGUAACAUGAGGCGACAUCAGUAUGUCCAUUCUGAGCACAAACCCUAUAAAUGCACCAUCUGUGACAAGAGUUUUGUAUCGAAGAGUAAAAUGGUAAUACAUCAGAGCAUCCACACUGGACAACAACCUUAUAAGUGCACUAUGUGCGAUAAGAGGUUUACACAGAAGAGUUCUAUGGUAACACAUCAAAACAUCCAUACUGGGGAGAAACCCUUUAAAUGCACCAUGUGUGACCAGAGGUUUAUAUAUAAGAAUUCUAUGUUAAGGCAUCAGAGCAUCCAUAUGGCAAAGAAACCUUAUAAAUGCCCUACAUGUGGCAAGGAAUUUACACAGAAGAGUCGCAUGAGGCAACAUCAAUAUGUCCAUUCUGAGCAUAAACCAUAUAAAUGCACCAUCUGUGACAAGAGUUUUGUAUCGAAGAGUACUAUGGUAAUGCAUCAGAGCAUCCACACUGGACAGCAACCCUUUAAGUGCACUAUGUGUGAUAAGAAGUUUACACAGAAGGGUGCAAUGACAAUGCAUCAAAGCAUCCAUACUGGGGAGAAACCCUUUAAAUGUUCCACAUGUGGCAAGGGUUUUACACAGAAAGGUAGCAUGCAGCAGCAUCAAUUUACCCACAGUGGGCAGAGACUCUAUAAAUGCUCCAAGUGUGACAAGAGUUUUGUAUGGAAGCGCAGUAUGGAAAGGCAUCAAAACAGCCACAGUAGGCAGAAAUCUUCUACGUGUGCCAUACGUGGCAAAUGAUUUAUUCAGAAAGGUAGCAUAAGGCAAUGUCAUGAUAUUUGCACUGGGCAGAAGUCCUGUAAAUGCAGUGAUUGUGACAAGAGUUGUGAGAAUAAAAGUGAAACGGUAAAUCACCACUUAAAGAUUCCAUAUAAAUGUGCUACAUGUAACAAGAAUUUUAAAUAUAAGGCAAACCUGACACAUCAUCAGAUUAUCCACACUGGUCCGAAUAGAGAGAUGAAAAAUCAGCAAGCAAAGGAGAGUAGUAGCGCUGAAAUUGAAUUCAUACUCAAGUCUUGGUG
Protopterus annectens (West African lungfish) is the source of this 2237-nucleotide messenger RNA. RefSeq names its product gastrula zinc finger protein XlCGF57.1-like. The coding region runs from base 1 to 1956 and encodes 651 amino acids. Gene Ontology annotation, cellular component: nucleus. The transcript is spliced from 6 exons. The record is from RefSeq and is a predicted model, not a curated record. Gene Ontology annotation, biological process: regulation of transcription by RNA polymerase II. Gene Ontology annotation, molecular function: DNA-binding transcription activator activity, RNA polymerase II-specific; RNA polymerase II cis-regulatory region sequence-specific DNA binding. NCBI's taxonomy places the organism in Eukaryota, Metazoa, Chordata, Ceratodontiformes, Protopteridae.